GUCUGGAGGUCCCUUGUUUAUCUCAGCGAACACAAAAGGAGCUUGGCUUGGGGGGAGGAGACAAGAAAUGCUGACUUCUCGCGAGAGUUGGCAGAUAAUUCUAUUAAGAGCUUGGGCUGGUGCGCGUGCGGCAUUGUGGGAGAAAAGGAACUUCCUGAGAGACAUGGAAGGAGGCAGAGAAGCGCCAGGCAAAGUCAGCCGGUGGUUUGGCGUCACCAUGCCCAAGUCGAUGAAGACCAACGUGAACAUCCUCCAUCAGGAGAAGCUGAUUGCCCAGAAGAAGCGGGAGAUCGAGGCCAAGAUGGAGCGGCAGGCCAAGCAGAGUCACUUGGCCCGGCAGCAGUCCUCACAGGCCAGCGACGAUGAGAGUGGCGAGGGUGAAAGCACCGUGUCAAACAAGUUUGCCAACGAUGGGAGCUUCCUCCAACAGUUCCUCAAACUGCAGAAGGAGAAAUCUGGAAGCGGAGCUUCCUCCAGUUCAGCAGAGGCCUCUGCGAUGCAGCCUCCACCGGCCAAGAAGCCACCUUUAACUGGGAAGAGGCCCAACCUCAGUGUCAGCAGCAUGCUGAACCAAGUCAAGAACUACACUCAUUCCAAGCAGACGCCUGUCACCAACCGGCUCAGCGUUUUCCAGUCGCCCGAUGAUGAGGAAGAAGAGGACUACGAACAGUGGCUGGAGAUCAAAAUUUGCCCCCCAGAGGACCUCAGGACCCGCCGGAUUGUGGAGAAGCUGGCCCGGGUGGUGGCCGAAGGGGGCCCUGAGAUGGAGAAAGUGGCCCUGGAAGACUGCAAGGACAACCCUAACUUUGCAUUUCUGCAGGAUAAGAACAGCCCAGAGUUUCUGUACUACAGAAAGAAACUGGCAGAGAUGUGGAAGAAAGGCCAAGACCCUGAGGAGACCUCUUCGUCCCAAAAAGUUUCACCCCCAGACGACAAGGAGACCCAGGACUGUGCCGAGAAGCUGGCCCGGUUUGUGGCGGACGGGGGGCCCGUGGUGGAAACAGUGGCCCUGAAGAACCACCGGGAGAACCAGGCUUUCAGGUUUCUGUAUGAACCCAACAGCUCCGGCUACAAAUAUUACCGGCAGAAGCUGGAGGAGUACCGGAAAGCCAAUGAAAGCGCUGAGGGGCCUCCCCCAGCCUCCGAUGCCAACCCCAAGCGCAAAGCUGCCCCCGAAACGAUGCCAUCCUCCUCUUCUGCUGCAACGUCAGCAGCAUCACCAACAACCCCUCCACCGUCGGCAAAGGCAGUGGCUGCGUCCGCUGCCAAAAAGAAACGGAAAAGCCGGUGGGGCCCUGAGGAGGAGAAAGUGGACCUGCCUCCCCCAGAACUGGCUCAUCAGACAGAGGAGCCCUCGCCCACCCCACUCUCUGUCCAGGACCUCAAGGGGCUCGGCUACGAAAAGGGGAAGCCGGUCGGCCUGGUGGGAGUGACAGAGCUGUCGGAUGCCCAGCGGAAGCAGCUGAAAGAGCAGCAAGAGAUGCAGCAGAUGUACGACCUGAUCAUGAAGCACAAGCGGGCCAUGCAGGAGAUGCAGAUCAUGUGGGAGAAGACGGUCAAGGGCCACAAGUCUGGCUAUGAUAGCGAUGAGGAGGUGGACAGCGAGCUGGGCACCUGGGAGCACCAGCUGAGGCGCAUGGAGAUGGACAAGACGCGAGAGUGGGCCGAGCAGCUGACCCAGAUGGGCCGGGGAAAGCACUUCAUUGGGGACUUCCUCCCCCCGGACGAGCUGGAGAAGUUCAUGGAGACUUUCAAAGCGCUGAAGGAAGGCCGUGAGCCGGAUUAUUCUGAGUACAAAGAGUUCAAGCUGACGGUCGAGAACAUCGGCUACCAGAUGCUGAUGAAGAUGGGCUGGAAGGAAGGGGAUGGCUUGGGCAGCGAUGGACAGGGCAUCAAAGCCCCCGUCAACAAGGGAGUAACUGCCGUCGAUGGUGCUGGUUUUGGGAUCGAUCGCCCAGCUGACUUGAGUAAGGAGGACGACGAAUAUGAAGCCUUCCGCAAGAGGAUGAUGCUGGCCUAUAGGUUUCGGCCCAACCCACUGAACAAUCCCCGGCGUCCAUACUACUGAUUCGGCUUUGUGUUGAUCCUUCCAAUGAAGCUGUGGUUUGUUUGUUAACUGUGAUAAUAACAUUGAUCCACCUGACCUUUUGCUUUGAAAUUCCCUCUGUUUAUUAUUUUUUAGGAUCUGAUCCGUUUAGCUUCCCGGCUACAAAACGUAGACUCAGAGAAAGGGUUCAAAGAAGAACCCAAAACACUUAAAAUACAGGAAUGUUUUUCAUUUGUUUCCCUACAAAGUUCAUCUCUAUAAGAGCAUAGACAUCAAGGGCAGACCCCAAAGCCAACGCUAGUAGUAGCCCAUCCUCCCCACCCCAAAUUUUGAGGUUCAAAAUCCAGGUUUUUGCCCAGAGAAAACCCGAAACGGAUCCAAUGCCCUGCUGAAGCCGGACGCCAUUCGUUUCGCCCCAAAUUGUACCACUCUUUUCCCCAUAUAUUUUGAAGGGGUUGUUUUUUGGCAUGUAUUUGCUUUUUUGUUUGGGGUUUUUUUUUUUGUUUUGUUUCAACGAACGAUGGUUAGAUUUAAUGCUUUUUGGCUUUGGAUGAACCCAUUAAUAAAGCUAAUAGAAACAA
Messenger RNA from Anolis sagrei ordinatus, 2628 nucleotides. NCBI's taxonomy places the organism in Eukaryota, Metazoa, Chordata, Lepidosauria, Squamata, Anolidae. The record is from RefSeq and is a predicted model, not a curated record.